AUCAAACCUCUAUAAAUCACCCUCUUGAUUACACACUCCCAAAACAUUCUCGACAAAUGUUGAACGACGCUAACAGUGUACCACCACCGCUCCCGCCACCGCCGCAACCGGUCCCCGGCAAGUCUCCGGCAUGCGCCGCGUGCAAACAUCAACGGAAAAAGUGCGUCGACACGUGCGUGUUCGCCCCGUACUUCCCUCCGGGCCUCGCCCGCGAGUUCCACCGCGCACAAAAGGUUUUCGGGGUAAGCAACAUGGCGAAGAUGGCCGCCGGAAUCCCCGUCGGCCACCGCGGGCUCUUCUUCGAGUCGGUGGUUUAUGAGGCGGAGCUCCGGUACCUGAACCCGGUGACCGGUUGUGCCGGUCAGGUUGAUAGGCUUAGGAGGCAGAAUUGUGAGCUUAGGCACGAGGUUGAGGUGUUAAGGGAGAAGGUUAGGGUGUAUGAGGAUUUUUUCCAUAACAAUAACGGUAACGGUAACGGGUUUGUUUAUAAUAUUAGUGAUCAGCAUCCCCAUGAUAAUUGUGCAAAUUUAAAUGCCGUCACCAAUAACAGUAACAGUAACAACGUGGUGUUUUAUAGCGCGGGAUCGACGUUGCUUAACGGUGAACGGGGAAAGCGUGCAGAUUCUUGAUACUACUGUUACGGUUUCUAGUUUUUAUGUUUACUGAAAUUAAUAACGUUUUUAAUUAUUGUAAUUAUCAAUUGUUGGCCGAAUGUGGUAUAAAUGGGUGUUAAUAAGAGAAGACUAUACAUGGGAUUAUGCAUUAAAAAAAAAAAGAAUUUUCGUGCUUCUUUUGUUUCCAUAUUUUUGUUAA
This is a messenger RNA of Asparagus officinalis (garden asparagus), 813 nucleotides long. RefSeq names its product LOB domain-containing protein 21-like. NCBI's taxonomy places the organism in Eukaryota, Viridiplantae, Streptophyta, Magnoliopsida, Asparagales, Asparagaceae. The record is from RefSeq and is a predicted model, not a curated record. The transcript has a single exon. The coding region runs from base 57 to 629 and encodes 190 amino acids.